CAUUCUCACAUUCACACAAAAGAUAUCUCAACAUUAUCACUCUUCUUCAUACCCAAACUAAAAACAGCCAAUAACACUUUCUACUAUUUGUCAAUUUCCUCAUUCAAAGAUAACAUUCACAUCUCCUAAAUUUCAAUAAAUAAACAAAGCCCUAAUAUUCACUUGCUAUCUUACUCUCAGCUCAGUUAUACAUAUAUAAAAUUAAAAAGGUUCAAAAUGUGGAUGAUGGGUUACAAUGAAGGAGGUGCAGAUUCCUUCAACGGAGGAAGAAAGCUUCGUCCUCUCAUCCCACGCCUCUCUUCUUGCCCCACGGCCGCCGCAAACACCAACGCCGACCACCGCUUUAAUAUGGCAGUGGUGACGACAAUGACGGCGGAGCAGAACAAGAGGGAGCUGAUGAUGCUAAACUCAGAGCCUCCACCAGUAAUGGUGAGCUCACGGUGGAAUCCGACACCUGAUCAGUUAAGGGCUCUUGAAGAACUUUACCAACAAGGUACAAGAACUCCUUCGGCCGACCAUAUCCAACAAAUCACCUCGCAGUUACGACGGUACGGGAAGAUCGAAGGCAAAAACGUUUUCUAUUGGUUCCAAAACCACAAAGCCCGCGAACGCCAGAAGCGUCGACGACAGAUGGAAAAUGGCCACGAUGAAUCAGUCUUUACGACAACGAGUCUUGUCUCAAACCAAGGAUUCGACAAGAAAGAUUCAAAAGGUUACAAGGUUGAACAGACCAAGAACUGGAUAUGUUCGGUCGGAUGCGACACACAACCAGAGAAAAACCAUCAUCAUGAGGAAGAGCCUGACUCGAUAGCGAUGGUAGCAACGAAACGCAAUGGUCGUCAUGGAGGAGACGAAAUACAGAGCUUUCCUAGGAGAAACGCCAUGUGGCAGAUGAUGCAGCUGCCACCUGGACUCUACCCUUCUUCACAACAUCAUCAUCAACUCAAUCUCACCACUACAGUUUCGUCAAACAUGUCCACUAGAAACAGUACUGUUUCUGCUGCUAAAGAUACGGUCACAUUUUCACCUUUAUUUCUGAGGUCAAGAGCAGCAAGGAACACAGAGACUUGUGAUGAUAAUAAAGAUCAAGAACAACAUGAAGAUUGCUUGAACGGUGAACUGGAUCAUCAAGAGCAGACACUAGAGCUGUUUCCAUUGAGAAAAGAAGGGUUUUGUAGCAAUGGUGGCGAUGGUGGGAAAGAGAAAGAGGGUGGCAUUCACUGCUUCUAUGAGUUUCUUCCAUUGAAGAACUAGUACUACUUAAUUUUUUUUCAAGGUGUGAGGGCAGGCGCGUCUUUAUGGUUUUGACGUUAACAUUCAUAAGCGUUUGCCUUAAAAUUCACUUUGGACCACUUUCUUUGAAUGCUAAACUACCCAAACAAAACUUAAAUAAAACAUACAGACAUUCGAUUCGCCCA
Molecule: messenger RNA, 1418 nt
Organism: Raphanus sativus (radish)
Lineage: Eukaryota; Viridiplantae; Streptophyta; Magnoliopsida; Brassicales; Brassicaceae
Product: WUSCHEL-related homeobox 1
Exons: 4
Coding region: 217-1254 (345 amino acids)
Biological process (GO): plant organ development
Molecular function (GO): DNA-binding transcription factor activity; DNA binding
Source: RefSeq, a predicted model, not a curated record